Vicia villosa (hairy vetch) is the source of this 1076-nucleotide messenger RNA. RefSeq names its product mitochondrial import inner membrane translocase subunit TIM23-2-like. Gene Ontology annotation, cellular component: TIM23 mitochondrial import inner membrane translocase complex; mitochondrial inner membrane. The record is from RefSeq and is a predicted model, not a curated record. Lineage: Eukaryota; Viridiplantae; Streptophyta; Magnoliopsida; Fabales; Fabaceae. Gene Ontology annotation, biological process: protein import into mitochondrial matrix. Bases 225 to 779 code for a protein of 184 amino acids. Gene Ontology annotation, molecular function: transmembrane protein transporter activity. The transcript has a single exon.
AUCAGAAAAAACCAAAUCCGGUCCAUAUUCCAACCGAAUCUCAGAAUCUAAUCACACAGAUUCUCUAACCCAAACCAAACCGCCUCGUUUUUUUUCCCUUUCGCAAUUAUAGAAACUUUUCUGUCUCAAAGGUGAGAAACUCAAAAUAACCUCAGCACCGUUGUGUGCCCUCACACAAUUCCACGAAACCCUAACCCUAAUUCGAUUCUUUAAAUCCCUCUCCAAUGGCGCAAAACGAUUCACAAUCCGACAAAAACCCCCAAACCCGAUUCUACAACCCAUACAAAGACCUCGAGGUUUCUAGCCGAAAUCUCUACCAGCUCCCAACUUCCCCGGAGUUUCUCUUCGACGAGGAAGCUCUCCGUAAACGCCGUUCCUGGGGAGAGAAUCUCACCUUCUACACUGGCUGCGGUUACCUCGGAGGUUCAAUCGCCGGUGCCGGAGUUGGGCUCGUUGAAGGAGUUCGAUCUUUCGAAUCCGGCGACACCACGAAGCUCAGGGUUAAUCGUAUUCUCAACUCAUCCGGGCAUUCGGGUCGGACUUGGGGUAACCGUGUUGGGAUCAUUGGGUUGCUUUAUGCUGGAAUCGAGAGCGGGAUCGAGGCUGCCAGAGACACCGAUGACGCCUGGAACAGCGUUGCGGCCGGGCUUGGCACUGGAGCUUUGUAUAGAGCAGCAAGAGGGGUGAGAUCGGCGGCGGUGGCUGGAGCUGUGGGUGGAGUUCUUGUUGGAGCUGCUGUGACGGUAAAACAAGCACUGAAACGAUAUGUGCCAAUAUGAAAUGUGAGUGGGAGAUUUGAGAUUCAAACUGUUAAGUUACAGAGAAAAAAAAUCAAAUUUUGAGCGAUAAUUGCUGUUAGUUUUAGUUAGAAUAUAUAGAAUUGUUUAAAGAAGUUAUAUACCAUAUAUGUUAUGGUUAUGCUAGUUAGAAGUUAAUGCUUCCAAUGCGAAACUAUUGGUUUAAUGCCAUAUUUUUUCAGCUGGAUUCUGGCUUUCUGUUCUAAAACUAAUGUGUAACUUUGUGAAGUCGUCAUCGAAUAAAUAGUUAUAAUUAUUGGGACGAAAUUUAAUUUUAAA